GAGCGUGACUGUUUACAUCGAGCGUGGCAUGAUGCUUCAGAGUGAUUGUCAGUUGUAGGAACUUUCCACCAGUUUUCCUGUAACUUUGGGGAGGAUGACCAUGGAUAUGACUUUCCUCGGGACCGGCUCGGCCUACCCGUCUCCUCACCGCGGUGCCUCGGCUCUGGUGCUGCGGACGGAGGGGGACUGCUGGCUGUUUGACUGCGGAGAGGGAACCCAAACGCAGCUGAUGAGGAGCCCGCUCAGAGCCGGUCGAAUCACCAAGGUUUUCAUAUCCCACUUGCAUGGAGAUCACCUGUUUGGUCUGCCUGGUCUCCUUUGCACUGUGAGUCUCAACACCAACCCUGACCCACAGCAGAACCUCAACUGUGUGGACAUCUAUGGGCCUCGGGGGCUCCGGCACUUUCUCAGGGUUACACUUGGCCUCACAGGGUCUCAGCUGCUCUUCCCUUAUGCAGUACAUGAGCUGGAGCCCACCCCUGAACAGAGUCCGGAAGAGGGACAGCUCAGUCUGGAGAUGACAGCAGAGUGUGGUCCUCCACACCCACAGGAGAGACCAGGCAGGACAAUCUCCCUGGAUGUCUCCAGUGACUGUUACGUCCUCUUUGAAGACAAGAAGUUUGUGGUCAAAGCCUUCAGGUUGUUCCACCGCAUCCCUUCCUUUGGUUUUUGUAUUCAGGAGCAUGAUCGUCCCGGAAGACUGAAAACUGAACUACUGAAGGAACUGGGGCUGAAACCGGGGCCUCUCUAUGGCCGUCUCAAAGCUGGAGAGUCCGUAACUUUGGAGAGCGGGCGUGUUGUUCUCCCUAGUGAGGUCCUGGAAGAAACCAUUCCAGGGAGGAAAGUCUGCAUUUUAGGGGACUGUAGCUCAGUUCUGGGAGAAGGACCACUGAGUUUGUGCAACGGAGCGGACAUUCUGGUUCAUGAGGCGACUCUGGGGAACGAGCACCGGGAGAAAGCAGUGGACCACGGACACAGUACACCUGAUAUGGCAGCAGCGGUGGCUCGGGCUUGCUGUGUGCGGAAAUUGGUGCUGUACCACUUCAGUCAGAGGUACAAACCCAGCUCCCUGUGGACGGAAGGAGAUGAGGACAAUGUCUCAGAGCUCAAGAGACAGGCUGAAGAAGCGCUACAGGACAGUGGUGUAGAAGUGACUCUGGCUGAAGACUUUCUGACUUUGCCAAUUCCUCUGAGAAGGUAACAAGGUACCAAGGUACUGAAAAGGUAAUGAAAAACCAGUUGUUAGCACUCAAAGGCAGACAUUUUUACCAUCCUGUGAUUUUCAAAUUACAUAUACAGAAAAUACAGUUUCUUUUUCCACAUUUAAUGUUUUUGGCAAUUUAAGAUUUUUAUUGCGCUUUUUAUCAAAAAACCCUGAAUUAGUCAAACAUGACAAAAUAAAAAAUGUCAGCUUAAGGUUCACUUACUUGCUUGUUCUGGAGCUUUUGGCGAUAUCAGACACUUCCAUCAGCAGCUGGAGUUUGCCUAGUUAUCACGGAAGUGUAAAUUCAUAUUAUUGUUCAUGUUGUCGUUUAAAAGUUAAUCAUGACAGGUUAUUCUUGACCUUCAACAGCAGAUGUACCGUCAAGCUCAACUUGUAAGCUAUAGUAUGGAUGACAUGCCUAAGCGAGAAGUCCUCCAACAAGAUUUCAAUUCAAUUUAAAUACUAGAAAUCACAGUGAAAUUGUAUGAAUAAUUAUGAGUCAUUUCUGUCAGUAAUGCAUAACCACAAUAUAACUCAACACUGAAACCAAAUCUUUCCAUAUGAAUCAGCUUAACUCUUCUGUGUAAUGAUAAAUAACAAACAUGCGAUCAUCUCUGAACCUUUUCCAGAGCUUUAUUUCUGGAUCUGUACACAAGGUAUUAAAGUACAACAGAAAAUACAAAAUAAUGUUUAACAAAAGAAAAAAAAAAAAAACAACUCAAUGCUUAUGUACAAUUCUUAUAAACAAUAAAGAUAGCUUCUUGAACAUUU
Molecule: messenger RNA, 1975 nt
Organism: Seriola aureovittata
Lineage: Eukaryota; Metazoa; Chordata; Actinopteri; Carangiformes; Carangidae
Gene: elac1
Product: elaC ribonuclease Z 1
Exons: 5
Coding region: 95-1201 (368 amino acids)
Cellular component (GO): nucleus
Molecular function (GO): 3'-tRNA processing endoribonuclease activity
Source: RefSeq, a predicted model, not a curated record